CAUCUUCUCACAAACCAAUCUUCUCCUGCAAUCAUGGGUGACACCUCUGAAUCAUCAUCAUCAUCCCCCCUUCUUCUUCUUCCAACAAAAACACCCCAAGAUUCAUACCAUUUAGCCUACAUAAUCUACUUCAUUCUGGGCGCAGGUUACCUGAUCCCAUGGAACGCAUUCAUCACAGCCGUCGAUUACUUCUCCUACCUCUACCCCGACGCUUCCGUCGACCGCAUCUUCGCCGUCGUUUACAUGAUCAUAACCCUCAUAUGUCUCCUUUUCAUCGUCUUCUACUCAAACAAGUCGAGUUCUUUUGUCAGGAUUAACGUGGGGCUUGCUUUGUUUAUUAUCUCGUUGCUUGUUGUACCCGUGAUGGAUGGUGUUUAUAUCAAGGGUCGGGUGGGGGUUUACGGUGGGUUUUAUGUGUCUGUGGCUGCGGUUGGGUUGUCGGGUAUUGCGGAUGCGUUGGUUCAGGGUGGGGUUAUUGGGUCUGCUGGUGAAAUGCCUGAGAGGUAUAUGCAGGCUGUUUUUGCUGGGACUGCUGCUUCAGGAGUUCUGAUUUCAAUUCUAAGAAUCUUUACCAAAGCAGUUUACUCACAGGAUGCAGUUGGGUUAAGAAAAAGCGCAAAUCUUUACUUCACAGUCAGCAUAAUCGUGAUGGUCGUAUGCAUUGUCUUGCACAAUCUUGCUCACAGACUCCCGGUUAUCAAACAUUAUAAUAAUAUAAAAAUCCAAGCUGUAAACAAUGAAAAGGAAGAAAAAGGUAAGGUCUUGCUAUGGCAGUCGACGUUAUGGGACAUUGUUGGAACAGUCAAAUGGUACGGUCUUGCCAUCGGUAUCUUAUACGUUGUGACAUUAGCCAUUUUUCCAGGCUACAUUACAGAAGAUGUUCAUUCUCGACUUCUAAAAGAUUGGUAUCCAAUCAUCCUUAUUACAUGUUUCAAUGUGUUUGACUUAGUUGGGAAAGUUUUGACUUCCUUUUAUGUUGUUGAGAAUUCUAAGGUGGUUAUAGGUGCAUCCUUUGCACGGCUUGUGUUUUUUCCGGUUUGUUUGGCAUGUUUACAUGGUCCUAUGUUUCUAAGGACCGAGAUUCCUGUAACCGUUGUGACUUGUCUGUUGGGGCUCACUAACGGCUACUUGACUAGCUGUUUGAUGAUGGUGGCUCCUAAAACAGUGCCACUUCAGCAUUCGGAGACGGCUGGGAUUGUGCUUGUGGUGUUCUUGCUUAUGGGUUUGGCGAUUGGUUCGGUUGUUAGUUGGUUUUGGACCGUUUGAUUGUGAGUCUUCACAAGUAAAACAAUACACAAUGUAAGUAAUUGUAGAUAUUGGUCUAUUCUGGUUAUGGAUUAUUGGUUUCAUCAACAUUUAGUUGAAUGAUGUAUUGAAUUAUCCAUUUUAUAGCUUUAUUCACGUUUCUUCCCUUUUUUUU
This is a messenger RNA of Helianthus annuus (common sunflower), 1420 nucleotides long. RefSeq names its product equilibrative nucleotide transporter 1. Gene Ontology annotation, molecular function: nucleoside transmembrane transporter activity. Lineage: Eukaryota; Viridiplantae; Streptophyta; Magnoliopsida; Asterales; Asteraceae. The record is from RefSeq and is a predicted model, not a curated record. Gene Ontology annotation, biological process: nucleoside transmembrane transport. Bases 34 to 1266 code for a protein of 410 amino acids. The transcript has 2 exons. Gene Ontology annotation, cellular component: plasma membrane.